AUGAGCUGCUGGUGGGCUGGAGCGACGCCCGGCAGCGGUGUGGGUCACGGCAGCAGUAACAGAGGCGUCGCCAGCCAUGAAGGCCGCGCUCGUAUCGAGUGCCGUGCUCCUGAUGCUGCUGCUGCUGCUGCUGCUGGUACCGCAGGCGCCUGCGGAGGAGCCCGACCACUGGGAGCGCCGCGAAGUGUGUACUCCUGGCGAUACGAUGACGGAAGACUGCAACGAUUGUUUCUGCAUCGACAGGGGACAAUGGAUGUGCACUCUCAGGAAAUGCGGCAAGCAGAAAAGACAGGCGAGAUGCCCGCCUGGGACUACGUUCCUGAGGAAGUGCAGCAGGUGCGUCUGUGACGAUGACGGAGAAACGGCCAAGUGCACCAGGACAUGCCCUGGCAAGUAGAAUG
Messenger RNA from Schistocerca americana (American grasshopper), 401 nucleotides. RefSeq lists its product as uncharacterized. The record is from RefSeq and is a predicted model, not a curated record. Lineage: Eukaryota; Metazoa; Arthropoda; Insecta; Orthoptera; Acrididae. The transcript is spliced from 4 exons. The coding region runs from base 1 to 348 and encodes 115 amino acids.